UGCGGAUGCGGGGGGAUGUUUCUAAACGUCCCCCUGCAUCCAUUGCCUGUGCGCGCUCCCUGGGAACACCGAUUCUGUGCGCGCUCCCUGGGAGCGCGCAGCACCGCGAUCCGGUGCCUGCUGUGUCCUCCGGACACAGUGAAACACCGAUCGUCGGACAUGUGAUCACUGAUUGGCGAAUCAGUGAUCACAUGCAAAGUAGUAAGCAAGAUGUCACUUGUGACAUCAUUGCUUACUACGUGUGAAAUCUGUGAAUGAUCACAGAGGUCACAUGGUACAAGGCUAU
Messenger RNA from Staurois parvus, 286 nucleotides. Lineage: Eukaryota; Metazoa; Chordata; Amphibia; Anura; Ranidae. The record is from the annotation of a GenBank genome assembly.